ACGUGUUCUUUCCUCUUCGAAGUGAAAAAAAACAAGAGCCUGCCGCUGUUUCACGUCUCCCUCCCACUGUGAAUCGGGGAGGAGGAGGGGGGGGAGGUAGUGGCACGGGUGAACGCCAGGCCGGGAUAUCGGAAAUAACAUAAAGAAUUGCAAUCGCCUCCUCUUGUACGCCUUUCCUCGUCCCACGUAUUUGGUCUCCCCUCUUUUGCUUGUAUCCCUCUGGUUUCUUUCUUUCCUUGGUUGAAAAUUCACCCCUUCCCUCGAAUUCGUUUUCUUGGUUCCUCCACGGAAACUCCUCCUUUCUUCCUUGCUGGUGAAGGAAUCGGUAUUUCCUUUGUCCGGCGCCGGAAGAGCACCGCCCCUUGGUCGGCGUCUCGUAUUGUCCGAGGCUUAAUUGGACGGAUAUCCCGAAGUGGGCUGCGAAAUUUGGUGGAUAAAGUACCACAGUGACAUGGUAUGAACACCGAGGGAAAAUGUUUCGUGGCCAGAAGAGUCUCAAUGCUCUUAGCAUAUUGAAAUUGAAAUGGCCAACUGGUGGUGAAUCAUCUAUACAUGAUAGGCUGCUUAAUGAUGUGCCACCUGAAAUUCAACUGUCAGAUUAUCAAAGAUUGUCUAGUUCCGGAAGCGAGAGCCCUUCUGGUUUACUUCACGGUGAAACGUUGAAACCUGACCCAAUUGCUGACCUUGACCUUUUCUUUGAACGACUAUAUAAUUAUUACUGUGAAAAAGGUCUUUGGUGCAUUAUCACAAAGUGGAUCGUUGAGCUCCUAUGCCUUGCCUUCACCAUCUCUUUUUCGGGGUUUAUGUUGUUGUUUGUUGAUUGGCGUGGUCUGCUAAACAUGAAGUGUGGAAUAGAUGCCGUUGAAUCUGGAAUGAAGCCCUGUGACCUUGCACGUGAAGCUCUUCACAAGCAUCCUUUAGUGCCCUUCACAUUUUUCAAAGGAAUAGUUCUUGUGUAUCUGGGAUUAUUCACUAUCUACUGGAUAUUCUGCUUCCUGCGGUUUUUCACACAGUUAAAAGAAACACUGAAGAUACGUGACUUUUAUUACAAUAAUCUCUGUGUUACAGAUAAUGAAUUUCAGGCUACACCAUGGCCUGUGAUUCUGGAGAAGGUUAUUCAGUUGCAAAGCUCGCAGCCACUUUGUGUUGUAAAGGAUCUUUCUGCACAUGAUGUGAUUAUGCGCAUCAUGCGUAAGGAGAAUUACUUGAUUGCUAUGAUCAACAAAGGUGUCCUUGCCCUGCCAAUACCUAAGUGGCUCCCUGGAGCUGGUCCUGCUGUAAAUUGCGGACAAAGUGGUGAAAAGAAUCAUUUAAUACUAACUACGAGCCUCGAGUGGACUUUAAAAUGGUGCAUACUACAGAGCAUGUUUGAUAGGAAUUUUUCUAUUCGAAGGGACUUCAUUAGCAACCCGUCUUUGCUAAAGAAAAGGCUUAUGGCUGUUGGACUUGGGAUGCUCUUGAUGUCCCCAUUUCUUGUUAUUUUCGUUUUGGUGUAUUUCUUUUUGAGGCAUGCUGAACAGUUCUACAAUCAUCCAAGCAUGGCAUCAUCUAGAAAGUGGUCAAACUUGUCAAAGUGGAUGUUCAGAGAAUAUAAUGAGGUUGACCAUUUGUUCAAGCAGAGGAUAAAUGCCAGUGUGGUACAUGCAGCAGAUUAUCUAAAGCAGUUUCCCUCUCCUAUAUUGUCUUUGAUAGCCAAAUUUGUAGCUUAUGUGGCUAGUGGCUUUACAGCUACUUUUAUCUUCAUUGCUUUGCUUGAUGAAUCUCUACUGGAAGCUCAUAUAUAUGGUCGAAAUUUGGUGUGGUAUUUUGCUGUAUUUGGCGCUGUCACAGCAAUCAGCCGUGCUGCUGUGACAAAUGAUCACCAGGUCCAUGAUCCUGAGGGGGCGAUGUCGCUAGUUGUUCAGCACACACAUUACAUGCCAAAAAAAUGGCGUGGCAAAGAGAACACUGAUUGCAUUCGGGUAGAGUUUGAAGCCCUGUUUCAGUACACGCUGAUGAUGUUAUUGGAGGAGAUGAUCUCAAUUUUCCUGACUCCAUGCUUGCUUUUCUUCUUUGUUCCCAAGCGUGUCGAUGAUAUUCUACAGUUUAUUUCAGAUUUCACUGUUCAUGUUGAAGGUGUCGGCCAUGUCUGCAGUUUUAGCAUCUUUGAUUUUGAAACCCAUGGCAAUAGUAAGUAUGGAUCACCAUGUAAUGCUUCACAAGAGAAAAGGAGCUCUCAAGGGAAGAUGGAGAAGUCUGUUCUAAGCUUCAAGGCAUGUUAUUCAAGCUGGGAACCAGAUUCUUUGGCUAAGCGGUUCGUAUUGACAAUGCAAGAUUUUGGGCUCCAUAUGCAAAACCAGGAAAGUUAUCCAAAUUAUUCGCCCACUCGAGCUUGGCAAAACCAUCGAAAUUUAGGUGGCCCAAACGAUGCAUACAGCUUCCACUUUAGAGAUGGGCUGCAUAGAUGGGGCUUGUCAAGACCAAGCUCUCCUUUCCCAUGGGUUCAGCGCCAUUCACCGUGGUUGGUUAAUAUUAAUCAUCCCAGUCAUCCUUACCUGCUUGACUGUUAUUAUUUAGAGAGAGGCUCUUGCCGUGUAGAUGUAGAGAUGGGACUAGCUACACCUUUAGAUGUACAUCAAGAGCAUAAAGGACAUUAUUGGACAGACAUUGAUCAUGAAGCACAGAAUCAAGGCAGGUGGGGGGCCUUUGCAGAUGACCAGCAGAGAAGCCACCUGCAGGCAUCUACCUCAAGCACGGUCUUCCGAGACAGUUUGAUUCAGCAUCAUGAUGUCGGCCAUCUUGGGCGGACCACUGAAAGCCAUUGGUGGGCCAGGACUGGCGCUAGAUCAAAUGCAGUCCAGAACAGUUUCCUGGAGCCCCCAUCAUUUGGGGUCCAUAACUUUAAUCACUCUCGUCGCAGCUUCUCUGAUGGGAGUGUCGAAGAGCAUGAUGGGAAUUUGAACCUUCGGAACUCUGGUAACUUGUUUCAGAAUUUAGCUGAUGAUGAUCAUGACAGAGAUGGGGCAUUCAGUCUCCCAUUUGGCGAUAUUUACACAAGAACGCCUCAGACGAUACUUGAACAUUCUGGCAGUGAUGAAUUGUCCUAAUAUCUGCAAUCGUCCUGUCGAUCUGUACUUACAUUGAAGGUUCUUGUCUCUUGUUCGAGCUUUUUGCGGUCACCUGCAUGAAGCCGUGGUCUGAUUGUGAUCCCCCUUCUCGAAGGGCUCAAUGCUCCUUACUAAUGGGGAAGGUUCCUUAUUCUUUUGUACAUAAAUUCUAUACCAACAAUGAGUUCCUCACGUAGAUAUUAUAGUCCUGGUCUGCAUUCGGAAAACUGUGAAAAGAAAUGCGUUUGCAGAUAUAUAUUUAAGCUACAAAUUCGUGUAAAUAUAUGUUUCGUUGAGAGUUAGAAUCCGUAUGUUCGGAAGCCUGUCAAGCUUUUGCUUUCUUCAGUAUCUGGAAAGGAUGUGGUCUGGUCUAAAAAUGGGGAUUCUUUGUUGCACGUAAUGGUGAUCAAUGCCUUUUAUCA
Molecule: messenger RNA, 3508 nt
Organism: Nymphaea colorata (pocket water lily)
Lineage: Eukaryota; Viridiplantae; Streptophyta; Magnoliopsida; Nymphaeales; Nymphaeaceae
Product: autophagy-related protein 9
Exons: 10
Coding region: 474-3086 (870 amino acids)
Biological process (GO): protein localization to phagophore assembly site; autophagy of mitochondrion
Cellular component (GO): phagophore assembly site; autophagosome
Source: RefSeq, a predicted model, not a curated record